Armigeres subalbatus is the source of this 1515-nucleotide messenger RNA. RefSeq names its product putative odorant receptor 83c. NCBI's taxonomy places the organism in Eukaryota, Metazoa, Arthropoda, Insecta, Diptera, Culicidae. The transcript is spliced from 5 exons. Bases 1 to 1203 code for a protein of 400 amino acids. Gene Ontology annotation, cellular component: plasma membrane. Gene Ontology annotation, molecular function: odorant binding; olfactory receptor activity. Gene Ontology annotation, biological process: detection of chemical stimulus involved in sensory perception of smell; sensory perception of smell. The record is from RefSeq and is a predicted model, not a curated record.
AUGGAAACUCUGAAACGGUUUAAAAUCUUCCAAGCAGCGCGGGCAGAAAUCGAAGAUCCCCACAAAGCGUACGAGAACGUGCUACUCGAACUGAAUGGGGUUGCGCGCAAUUAUUUGGGGAUGGACGCUCUGUAUCUGGACUUUUCGUUUGUCAAUCCUCGAUUCAUCGCUCUCCUGAUAAUCAUGACCACGUUUAUGUACGCCGAUAUCGAGGCAGCAAUACUGUCCGGCGAUGUCGGAGGUUUCGCGUACAACAUAGCCGUGCUCGGGUUCGGAGUGCAAGGCUUCGCCAAAUUCGAUGCGUAUGUCUACCGUAAGAAGUUGAUGCAAGACCUGCUUUGGAGGGGUAGCGCAUUUAUGGAGCGAAAUAAAGGAAUAGAUCGCUUGAGGGAAAUCCUGAUCGAUAACGCUACGGUCAUUCUACUUCUCAAACGGUUUUAUUUCAAAUUGUACGGAACGGCGUUUACUUUGAUAGCAACCUUCGGGAUAAUAGUGUCGAUAAUAAGUGGUGAACGUCUUCUGACUUUUGGAUACCAGUUUUCAUUCCUGGACACCUCUGAGUGGUUGGGGUAUUGCCUAACGUACUUCUACCAAGUCUUAGGUUUGCUGAUGGUGAUUAUCAGUUCCUGUUGCAACGACAUACUGAUGGUGGCAGUGUAUGUUGGCGCUAUGGCAAUGUAUGAUUGCAUCAUGUCGGAUCUGAGAGAACUAUCGAAGGUUUCACAGUUAGAGAAAACGCUAGCCAAUAAACGAAUUGCUAAGGACCUAAUGAAUUCAAUCAUAAAGCAACAUCAGGAUGUGCUGCAAUUGCUCAACUUGUCGAAUGACGUUUACAGUUCCUACUUCCUGAUGAGCCUCGCAUGUAUGACUGGUACGCUUGCCAUACUGUUGAUCGCGUUGGUUUGGGUUCGUUGGUAUGCUGCAAUCGUUAUCUGUGUGGUUGCCUCAUCACAAAUUUUUACCCUAUGCUUGCUGGGUACUCUCUUGCUAAUGAAGAGUGAUGACUUGAUUGUUAAGAUUUAUGCCACUACUUGGUAUGAUUUGGAUUUACCGGUGCAGAAAUCGUUGAGCCUAAUGCUAAUGAACUCUCAACAUUUUAAGGAAAUAUCCUACCGUUUAGGAGUGAUGAACAUGGAGACAUUUUUGCAGAGCCACAAAAUGAUUUACAGGUUUUUCACCAUGCUGGUCACAAUGCAUGAAUAGAUCCAAAUUUAACAUUCUUGUUAUAUGUCUGACAACGUUAUAACGUCAAAAUCCGACGCCACACAUUAAAAACAUAGUCAACGCACGGUGCAACAAAACUAUUUUCGAAAUCAGACUAACAUGUUUUUGUUCGACCAAAAAUCAACACUUCAUAUUAGUAGCAGCCACAAUUUCACGUUUGAGUAAAUUAAUAUAGUUACUUUGAAGAAAAGUUAGCUAAGGUCUCUAGCUUUUCAAUUGUGUUCAUAUCACUGCUUAAUAUUGACUUGCAAAAAUAGUUAUGAGCAAAUAACGCAGCUAGGCCCACAACCG